Tetrahymena thermophila SB210 is the source of this 366-nucleotide messenger RNA. RefSeq lists its product as hypothetical. The record is from RefSeq and is a predicted model, not a curated record. Lineage: Eukaryota; Ciliophora; Oligohymenophorea; Hymenostomatida; Tetrahymenidae. The transcript has a single exon.
AUGUUCAAAUGUAUUUUUGUUAUUUAAAAAAAAAAAAAUUUGUCAAUUUCAAAAAUAUACAAUCGAAAAUAGAAAAAUAAAGACUAUACUUAAUAACUUACAACAAAACACGUAAUAAUAAUGAUGCAAACACAAAUUCACGCUAAAAUUUUAAAAACCUAGAUAAAUCGAAAUUUUUUGAAUUUUUGGGUUGAGAGUUAACGAGGUUUUAGUGUAUAUAUCUAAAAAAUAUUUAUGAAAUUGACAUUUAAAUUUUAUUUUAUUGUAGAAAAAAAAAAUAUUUUAAUAAUAGAAUGUAUUAAAAAUAUAUUUUUAAAUUAAUUUAAUUUUUAAAAAUAACAAUACUUACUUACUUACUAAGAGUGA